AUGAGCAGAGAUGCCUCUGACUGCCCGGGCUCCUCAGCUGCUGCGCCAAAAAGUACUUCCACGACGGAUGAUAAUCUCACUGGUAGCUGUGUAACAAAUUCGGCUAUUGUCAGCGAAUUUGCGACUGGAAAUGGCUCUCGAUCCGGAUCGAUGCCUCAACACGAUCUUAAAUCCACAGACGAUACCUCGUCUUCGCAAUGCACAGAGGAAAUACAAUCCGAACUUGUGGCUGACGCUACAUCACUCGCAAACCCACGCGCUGAUAGCACGGGUGGCGUUAUUCCUUACGGGACACGAUCCCGGAAUCGAAGCGGAGUUUCAAGGCCGAAUUAUGCAGAAGAUAGAGAGUUAGAUGCAGAUUUCGAAUCUGCAACAGUUGCGUGCAAUAUUCGCAAAGCAACACGAGUAACUGAGCUAGGAAACGCUUCUGAUGUUGUUAAGUCUCACAACUUUUUACACAAGAUCCCUACAAUAGACUCUGAAAUGAUUUCAUCUUUGCAAAGUAACAGCAAAGACUCGAUUCCAGGCACUUCUAUUUUUCCUGCAAAUCCAAACUCCAGCAUAGGGUCGAGUAACAUCAUAAAAAAACGCAAGCCAGCAUGUCAUUCCACGCAACAGACGAACCCUAUUCUACAGAACAGUCACUCUCAUCCAAAAACCCGUAGGUCUAGUAUAACAACUAAAGUUAUGGCAGGAUUCCGCGAGACAAAUAUGAUGGAAUUCGAACAGAGUCAAGGCAGAUUAAACAACAAUAAGCUCGUUGCAGAUGAUGGCGUAGUACUAGAAGCAAAUGAUCAUGUGUAUCUCAUAUGUGAGCCUCCUGGAGAACCUUACUAUUUGGGCAGAAUUAUGGAAUUUUUACACGUUAACAAUGAUCCUACUCAGCCUAUCGAUGCUCUUAGACUCAACUGGUACUACCGUCCCAAAGAUAUAGGUCGAAAAGUUAACGACACUCGCCAAGUAUUUGCCUCAAUGCACUCUGACAUCAGCCCUCUCACUUCACUUCGAGGAAAAUGUCAAAUCAAACACAAAAGCGAAGUCGAGAAACUAGAUGAAUUGAGAAAAUCUCCAGACUGCUUUUGGUACGAGAAGUUAUAUGAUCGAUACAUCCACAGAUUCUACGAUGUAAUACCUACGAGCCAAGUUAUAAACGUGCCUGUAGAAGUCAAAAAAGUACUUGACGAACGGUGGAAGUUCAUCUUGGUUGAGUUAGGAAGAGGCAAAGAAUUAACGAGUGCUGUCAAGUCUUGCAAGAGGUGUAAUAAAUAUUCAGCAAGCAAUGAUUCUGUUGAUUGUGCAGUAUGUCAAAGCACAUAUCACAUGAGUUGCAUUAGCCCUCCGUUACUAAAAAAACCGUCCCGAGGAUUUGCUUGGGCUUGUGGCCCCUGCAGUAAAGCCCAAGAAAAAAAGCUCGAAGCACAAAAUACACCUAAUCUACUUGAUACGCCUAUUGGAGAUGAAGAGCCUAUUGAUGAAGAAAUAGAUCUUCAGACGACUAUCGCUGAUCUUCCUGAAACGGGCGAAACAUGCCUUCCAACCAUCGGCGACGCAGAAACUAGCCAUCAUACUGGAACAGCGGAGCAGAUUUACCAAGCUAGUUUAUGGUUAUUUCGUUACCUCGGAAUCCACUGUAAAGUCGAGGACGCAUUAGAUUAUGAUGAUCGGAUUUAUCCACGUGCCAGCUCUCGCCUUGGUCCUCGCCAUCAGGCUAACGUUCCAGCAUGGCACGGAAGACCAGUGGAGUAUGUCAAGACCGCGGACAUGAAGAAGAAAUCAGUAAAGGGAGGGAGUCAUAAAAAAGAUGCAAAACUUUCAAAAGAAACCCUUAUAGCUCCAGAAUCUGAAAAAGUUACCCGUGAUCAACGCCCAAAAUGGGUUAUGGAGGAGCCCUCUGGCUAUGUUCACCGUGGUGAGGACUUUAACGUCUCAGAUCCCCGAUGUACCUCGCAGUUGCUUUACAAGCUUCCAGAGUCACGUGACCUUCCAACUAGCCUCGUUGGUGAUAGAACUCCAGGAGAGGUUUGUGAAGCCGAAAAACAGCAACACAUCUUUGACUAUAUGGGAAGAGCUGCAGGGUUAGCAAAACACUUGGGACUUCCACCUCUUUCAACAAACCUUUUGGAUGUCGCUCUCGAAAUCUUACAUACUAAUAACUACGACUCAGAAAAAGCGUUAGAUGCAUUAGCCAGGGUUGAUCGUAAAAUAUUCAAGGAACCAGAGCUUAAUUCUGUUGAGACGAAAAAAUUUGAAGAUGCUGUAGUCAAGUUUGGUUCCGAGUGGCAUAGCAUUAAAAAACACGUCAAGACUGUGACUCCUGCUAAUAUUGUUAGAUUCUAUUACACAUGGAAAAAAACUGAUCGCGGAAGACUUAUCUGGGGUAAUUAUGUUGGCAGAAAGGGUAAAAAGGAAGCCAAAAAAGAGAAAGUAGAAGGAAACAAAGCAGCAUUGAAACUUCAGGAUGAUGUUGCCGAUGAACAUGAUGACUCUGCAUUUGAUAAUGAUAAAGCUUUUCGAACUAAAAAAUGCUUUCAGUGCAAGUUUUGUUCAACUAGAAGUUCUCGGCAAUGGAGGCGAGCCCCUAAUACCCCUGCUGGUCAAUCGAUACUCGAAAACACAUCUUCAAGGAGCUCUACAAAAGACAAGUAUUCACACGUUAUGAUUGCACUUUGUCGUCGGUGCGCUGAACUGUGGCGUCGCUACGCAAUUCAGUGGGAAGAUGUGGAUGAGAUAGCAAAAAAACUUUCUCAAGCUGGAGGCCGUGCUGGAAAAAGGAAAAUCGAUGAAGAAUUGUUGAAAGAAUUGAUUGCUGCUAAUGAGGUUAUCAAUCAUAUAACAAGAUCAUCGCCCACUAUUGACACACCUGAUUUGGGAAUUCAGAACUUGACAACAGUUCCCACGUUAUCUCCCAUCGAACCACCCAGGAAGAAGAUAAAAGUCUCCAAUGAAAAGGAAAAUCUAGCUACAACGAAUGAGCCUCUAGUAGUCUCGAAGAAAAAACUUACAAUAGACAAGCCAAUUCCAAUACUACCUCCCGAACCUCCCAAGGCAAAAAUAAUGCCCUGUGCUAUAUGCAAUGAGAUAGAACCACUUGCAGAUCAAAGUAUUUCAUGCAAAGACUGCCGUUUGACUGUUCAUCGCAACUGUUACGGUGUAGUGAGUGACAGUAGAAAUUCCAGCAAAUGGACAUGCGAUAUGUGCUCCAAUGAUAAAAAUCCUCAAGUUUCUGUUCAAUACAAAUGUAUGUUAUGUCCCGUUGAGUCUACUGAAAAAGAUUCUAUUGAACAUUCAAAAACUGUCAACAAGAAAAGGUCUGAAAAAGAUCGGGAACGAGAACAGGCCCAAGAUGUAGCUGAUUAUUUCCGAAACAAACAGCUGGAGAUGAGCAAGCCAGUAAAUCCGCGCGAACCCUUAAAACGCACCGCCAACAAUAAUUGGAUUCAUGUUACGUGCGCGGUCUUUACGCCAGAGGUUAAAUUCGGUAACGCACGGGCCCUAGAACCAUCCGAGGGAAUUCCCUCAAUCCCAGUGGCGAGAUAUGAAGAAACAUGCAAGGUGUGCAAAAAAAACAACAGAGGUGCUUGUGUCCAUUGUUAUCAUUGCCGCGUACCUGUUCAUGUAGAGUGUGCUCGUCAGGCUGGAUACAAUCUAGGCUUUGAUGUAACGCCUAUCAAAGGAAACAGGCGAGACCAAUUCAAUAUUGUAAAUAUUGACGGUGAAAUUGGCAUCAUGACUGCAGCCAUACGGUGUAAAGAUCACGUCUUAUCCAAAGUCAUUUCGCAUCAAAUGCAUCAUAUUGUAGACAAUUCUGGCUUAAAUGCUCUGCAGCUUUUCGUACGAAAUUUCAAGCAAGCAGAUCUUGCUUUGACAGGAACUGUUCGCAAAGCCACUCUCAUAAAUUUAUCAACUAAUGGGAAUAUCUUAUCACAACUUUCUCUCUCAACCAGUCGACGGACGUCUUCUUCUGUAAAUGGCCCUUCAAACAAUUCACGUGGAGUCGUGACAGGACAAGGAACAAUUGAAGACACAUCAAUUUUUAGGUCAAACUAUAUCAAGAAAUUAUGCGUCACCUGCCUUGUUGAUAUAAGCCCUAAAUGGUGGCCGUAUUUAGAAGAGACUUAUGUACAACUAACAGCUAACUCGCCUGUUCUCCAGUUGGGAAGGGAAAAUCAGAAUAAAGUUCUCACUGAGCUUACAAAAGGGAAGAACUGUCAGAUAUCGGAGACAUCAAGAACAGGCAAUGAGACCUCUGCUGCGCUUGCUGCAGCUGCUCUUCACCAAGAUGAAAAGACUAUGCCAAAUCCUAUCAUAAGUUCUUCACUAGAACUCCAGUGUCAUCAGUGUCAUUGGAAGAAGAUACGAAAAAUGCCAGGGCACACUCCAGCAGUAGUUUAUGCCAAUAUGUCUCAAUCAUCUACUAUACAGCUCCCAGUAGCAACAAUACACACUCUCAAAGCCGAGACUGAUCUCAAUCUAAUAUCGCGAGGAUCUUAUUUAUGGCCGCAUACAUCUACGAAUAUCAUCCAAAAUGGGUUACCAAAUAGCAAGCAGUCACCAAGCUGGUCACAUCACUCUCCGACAGCCCAAGUUAUAUCAAUGGAAACCCAUGCUAAUGGUUUUCAUACUCCAGUGACCAAAAUGGAAACAAUUCAUACACCUGAUCCUUCCCAUGCUCAAGUGGGACAAAAAUCCAUUCUAAGUUCAAAUCAAAACGGGCAUUCAAUACAACUAACUAAUGGCAACUCAAAACAUCAUUCUGUGACAGCUUCUUCUCAAAAUACUCAGAACAGCACACAUGUGCUAUAUUCCAUAUCACGACCUCCUCCACCGCCUCAGAACUUAAUCGACGGCGGGCCACCACCUUUAGCUCCAGAAUCUCCUUUUUCUCAUCCGAAUAGAUCCGAUCACCAGCGGGAACACUCGUUUAGUUCCCAUCAAGAUAGUCCUAGAAACCAUGAGGCUCACACCAGGGCGCUCGAUCCAAACAAUAGCCAAGGUAACAAUAUCCGAGCAAAUGAUAGCAGGAAAAAUGGUGGUGCCAGUGCCAGCCCAUCACUACGGAAUCUUCUCCACUGA
Blumeria graminis f. sp. triticale is the source of this 5073-nucleotide messenger RNA. The record is from the annotation of a GenBank genome assembly. NCBI's taxonomy places the organism in Eukaryota, Fungi, Ascomycota, Leotiomycetes, Helotiales, Erysiphaceae.